AUCAUUCUUUUUGGGAGGCUCUUUUUGAUUUUGCUACGAGUAUAUCGUGUUUCUAUUGUCCCUAUCGCUGUUUUCUCCCUGGCUGGCAUUUGUUUUUGGUGGCUCUCCAACGCUGUCGCCCGGUUUCGCCGCAACUCGCACCUUUUUCCUGGUAGGCUUUGGCACUGCUUGUGUACUUUUGGAUUCGCAAAGUCGCGUGACGCGUCACUCUUUACAUUUUGUUAUCAUUUGUUUAGAAUCCCGAUCCCUUCUAUUGACUCACUGUCGCCGGUUGGGCCGACUCUGGAAGAAACGUCGCUUCUACCCAGCUUCCAUGGUCAACUGGAUAUGUCGAAUCUAGCAGAGAGGCCAUGGAACGAGGAGGAGAAGUACACGCUACUUACCGAGAUCUUAAAGAAGGCCAAAGUUCCCUCGAGCCACUUAGUAAAAAUGAUCCGGGAUUUUGGUAUCACGCCAAGCUGGACGGACAUUCCCUUGCCUCAAGGUCGCUCACUCAACUCUUGUCAAAUGGCGUUCUACAACAUGUGUCAGCACGUGCCAUUAUCUGUCAGUCCCGGCCGUGGGCCGGUUCCUCAUCAUACCCACGAAUCUGCACCGCCAGCAACUGCACCCUUGGACCCCAGUGCUUUGCGUAAACGACCUCUGUUUCCUCUAGAUAAAGGGAUUCGCCCCCCUCGGGCAAUCCAGCCACGCCCUGUUACCAGUACUGCUUCUUACAGCAGCGAAAGUGGUGCCUCGGCCCUUUUGUCUCCCAGCUCAGAGAGUAUCACUAUCGGAGGCGAACCUCCGCGGAAAAGAGGUCGCCCAAGCAAGGCUGAAUCAGAACGACGUAAGGCGGCUGCUGAGGCCCGCGGGGAAACCUAUCCUCCUCCGCGGCGAUCCGGCUCAACCAAGGUGAAGUUGCCUUCUGCGCCAACUAGUCCUGCUGGCCUAGGACCUGGAGCACCUCUAUUCGGUCCCCAGGUCGUUGGCCGGCCGCCAAAUUCGUCUCACUCCGACUUACACUACCCUGCACCACCCAGGCGGCCAAUAUCAAUGGGAGGAGCAAUUGGUGAAGCGCGAUUGCAAGAAAUGCCCAGUCAGGAAUUGGUACCUUCCAUGAGGGAAUUGCCGCGCCCCCCAGAAAUGAGACAAACUCUGCCUCCGCCACAAGCGCUACAAUUAGGACAUAGGGAAUCGAUUCCCAGAAGAGAAACAGGUGAUCGGCCAUUCGAACCCCUUCUGCCCGAUAGGAGUUCAUUCGUGGAGAGCAAUCGAAGGAAUCUCAUUCAUCCUCUCGCCAGGCGCACAGAAGAAGCGCAUGGGACGGCUCCAGAAUUAUUGAUAGACAGACCAGCAGAAACUCGAUCCGAAUAACGUACAAUUCCGGAGAAGAUGGAAAUCCGUUUUUUUUUUCUUUCAGAAAGUAUCGACUCAUGAUUAAUGAUUCCAUGUCAAUCACAAAAGA
Molecule: messenger RNA, 1447 nt
Organism: Aspergillus uvarum CBS 121591
Lineage: Eukaryota; Fungi; Ascomycota; Eurotiomycetes; Eurotiales; Aspergillaceae
Product: putative AT DNA binding protein
Exons: 3
Coding region: 328-1356 (342 amino acids)
Source: RefSeq, a predicted model, not a curated record